UCAAAAUCACACGAACAACUCCUCCCAUUCCAACGCAAAAACCACAUUAAAACUGUAAGAAUUUUCAGCAAUUCGAUCAGCUUACAGACUCCCCCGAUCUUAAUCGAGAGGAGAGCAGUGAGAUGGGAGACAAUGGAGGCGGAAAUCAGGCGAUGAAGGCGUCGGCUGACUCAAUGCUAACCGUCGCCGAUAAGGCUCCCCUUACUUUAAAGAGAAAAGUCCGAUCUGAUCUCGAUGUUAAACUCGCUAAACCUUAUUUGGCUCGAGCUAUGGCUGCACCAGAUUGGUAUAACGUGGAUGGGUCAUGGGGAUAUCACAAGCACCAUAACAUGUCAGUUCUUCAACAGCAUGUAGCUUUCUUUGAUCAAGACGAUAAUGGCAUCAUCUACCCCUCGGAAACUUUCAAGGGAUUUCGUGACAUCGGAUUCAAUGUUGUUGCUUGUUUGUUCUUCGCCAUGCUUAUUCAUGGAGCUAUGAGUUACGCUACUCUUCCUACUUGGUUACCAUCACCUCACUUCCCGAUUUACAUAGAAAACAUACACAAGUGCAAGCAUGGAAGUGAUUCUGCAACUUAUGACACCGAAGGAAGAUAUGUUCCAGCAAACUUCGAGAACAUUUUCAGCAAAUAUGCUCAAACAAAGGCAGACAAGCUCUCCUUCAAAGAACUCUGGCAAAUGACAGAUGCAAAUCGCAAUGCCUUCGAUUUCUUUGGCUGGAUUGCAAGCAAGUUGGAAUGGGGAGUACUUUAUAUGCUUGCCAAGGAUACAGAAGGAUUUUUAUCGAAAGAAUCCGUAAGAAGGUGCUUUGAUGGAAGCUUGUUUGAGUUUUGUGCAAAAAUGCAAAAGGGUUAUGUUGAUAAAAAUGACUAAUUAAUUAAGCUUUUCUUCCAAUAAUAAUAUUUCCGAUCGAUAUUUGUAUGUUUAGG
Lactuca virosa is the source of this 925-nucleotide messenger RNA. The record is from the annotation of a GenBank genome assembly. NCBI's taxonomy places the organism in Eukaryota, Viridiplantae, Streptophyta, Magnoliopsida, Asterales, Asteraceae.